Daphnia pulex (common water flea) is the source of this 6096-nucleotide messenger RNA. RefSeq names its product oxidation resistance protein 1-like (gene mtd). The record is from RefSeq and is a predicted model, not a curated record. Lineage: Eukaryota; Metazoa; Arthropoda; Branchiopoda; Diplostraca; Daphniidae. The coding region runs from base 347 to 5032 and encodes 1561 amino acids. Gene Ontology annotation, biological process: response to oxidative stress. Gene Ontology annotation, cellular component: nucleus. The transcript has 19 exons.
AUUGUCGACGUCGUCAUAUGAUUCAAAAAGUUGUACCAUUUUUGUCGUGGGGAUUAGACGUUCAAUGUCCGGCCGGCCCCUGCGUCAGUCGGCCGUUUCUCGUCGUUCAAAAAUCAAAUCCAAUUUAACCAGUGAUUCCAUCCAUUCCCCCCCCAUAGCCAAAGUUUUCUUCCUGAAUUUGUUAACAAUGUCCGGAUAGAUUCAAGAAGAAAAAGUUAACUUUGGUGCGUGACAUAACAAAUACGAGCAACUGUAUGCAGAGCAGCUCGGAAGACGAGCAUUUAUUGGUGGUCUCUGCCGGUGGCCGGAACGUUACCCCAAGUGAAGGAGGGUUGGGUAGGGGGAAAUGGCGUCGACCGGAACCGGGACGAUGAAACAACAACGGCGAAGGUUUUCGCUGCAAACGCCAGUCAAUUUCAUCAGCAAAAUGGGCAGGAAGUUGAGCGUUGGCAACAACCAGCACCAACAACAGCCGAGUGCUGCUGCCUCCGCUCAGCUCUCUUUUCGCUCUUCAUCCGUGCCCGGAAGUCUGAACCAUUUGAGUGACCCCUACGCGGCGGUGGUGGUGGCGGCCGGCAAGAAAAAGGAGCGGGCCGGCUCCCGCAGCCGCUGGAGUAAAUCCAAUUCAUUUUCCAGCGUCUGCGACAGCGAAGAGGAGCUCAAUCGACAAUUUGCCGAUUUCGACACGUGUCUGAGCGGAUUCGACGACGCUCCGGCCCGGCCCGUCCGCCAAUCGCUGCCCGUUCCGACCAUUCUCCUCCAGCCGGCCGACGAUGACGACGACUCUGAUUUGGGCGAGAAGAAGCCGGGCGGCCGGCAGCGAUCGCGAUCCGAGACGCGAUCGCCGUCGCAUUUCUCGCGAUUUCUCAAAUUCAAUCGGCGACGGACCAGUCCGACCAAUCAUUCGCCGACCUCGCCCGUCUCCCAGUCGCUGGAAUUCCCCGUGCAAUACGAGCGACGGGGCUCUUUCCAGUCGACGCUGGGCAUCACGACGCCCAUCCUCAAAUGUUCACUGGAGCAACUGCCGGAAGGCGUUCAAGUUCACCACGCCACGCGAACUUGCAGCCCGUCGCCGGAACAUUUCAACGGCCCGUCGCUUUCGCCGUCGGCCCUGCUCAACUACGAGCCGGACCGAUUCCGAUUCGACAGCAAGUCGACGGCCAUCGUCCGCGAUCGCUCGGCUACUUUCUCCUCCACCGACGGGAUGGAUCGCCGGAAUCCGUCGUUGGAACUUGUUCCGCGCGGCACGGUCCAGCGGGAGCGCAGCGUUUCCUUCUCGGCCACGCAGGCGGGCGGCGGGAGCAGUACAUCCUCGUCGUCGAGUUCCCGCACUCCGCCGGAUGAUCGGAUGACAAAGAAACGUCGUAGUUUGAGUCAUCUUUUCUGGCCGCCGUCCGCCCUGUUUGGUCGCAGCAGGACCAAGAGCCGGAGUGUGGAUCAAAGUUUGGCGGCUGCUUUCGACGUGGAUGUCAUUGGCGGAUUGAGUCGUUUAGCCGGAUCGGCUUUGGGGAGUAGCACUGACAGCGGCGGAGGAGGAGGCCGUCCCGGUAGUCCGAUCGGUGAGCGACGAUCAAGCGGAAGCGGUGGCAGCAAUAGCCGCCUAGCGGAGGACACGCUGGCGUAUACGGUGCAGAGCAACGACACGCUGACCAGUUUGGCCGCCCGUUUCGACACGACGCCGUCGGAGCUGGUCGCCAUCAACAAACUCCAUUCGCGGCUGAUUUUCCCUGGACAGGUGCUGCUCGUUCCGCGCAAAGAUGCCGACGCCAACCGAGGAGCUGGAUUGGAGUCUGAAGGAGCCGGGACGUCGUCGUCGUCAGAGCCCGGUGAAGCCGGGACUGCUCUAGGGCCCCAAAUGGCUUUGAAUGUUUCCAUCAGGUCGUCGUCAAGCAAUAGCAAUAUCAACGAAGUCGGUCGCGACAGCAAUGGCGGCUAUUCGUCACCCACAGCCGAGCGCCCCAUCGAGCACGCGUUUCUCGAUAGUUUGCGACCUCCCGGAUCGCCGAGGUUCAACAGGGCCGAUUUGUCUUUCACCAACCAGGGGAGUGGUGCCGGGCAGAGCGGCUCGUCGGCCUCGGAUUUCGCCAAUAUCGAACGAGAAAUCAACAACGAAGAAUUACUGACCAGCAUGGACGUGGAGACGGAACGCAUCAGGGAUCGCAGCGCCUAUGAGAAAUUCCUGAAAAUUCACGUCAGGCACAUAACGGACGGCCAGGGAGUGGUGGCCGGCGUCCUGCUCGUCACGCCCAACACGGUCAUGUUUGAUCCCAACGUGUCGGACACGCUGGUCAUCGAGCACGGCGCUGAAGCGUACGGCGUCAUUGCGCCCAUGGAAUUCGUCGUCAACGCGGCUCUCUAUCCCGACAUUGCUCACAUGCGGCUGGCCGACUCCAAGGGCCAGCCCGACCAGCCCAUCACCGAUCCUAUUUACUUCCCGACCAAUUGCCCGUUGCACCGGAAGUACUCGAUUCUCAAGGAGAAAGCCCACCUCAAGGGCAAACAGACGUCACCAGAAGAGGCCGUUGUUGAUCUCGAUCCAGCUGCCGGAAUACUCGCUAUAGCCGGUGACAUUCAACGCCGGUGGAGUGAAGGAGAAGACACAAGGGAAUCAUGUGAAAGCCAGGCGACAGCUCAAGAGGACGACGCUGCUGGUUCGUCAAAGACGUCCGAUGCAUCGCCAUUGCCCGCCCCAUCGCAAGAACCACCAACACCCAAAGACAAAGAAACUAGGGCCAACUCGUUGACGGCCGAGAGUGUCGACGGAGCGGUCGUUACAGUCGUCUCCGAGCCUCUUUGUCCAAUUAUUCCUCCGCCAUCCGUUGUUGAGGCCGCUCACCAGAGUGGCCAUGUCAUCCGACUCCACGUUAAAAAUGAACCUGUGGUUCCGUCGGCCGUUGCCGAUGUGGCGGCUGGGCCGCCCGAAAACGAUUUAGUGGACAAGUCAUCGCUCUCCAGUGAUAAUACCAAAUUGACCAGUGGCAUCCGCGUUGUCUCGUCCAUGGACAAGACACCCAGUGGCGAACGUGAAGACGAGCUUUGCAUCUCGGAAGAGCUCAACGUCACUGAUGAUGACGACAAAGACGAGGCGUUCCACUCUUCCACGGGCUCUGGUUAUGAGCAGGCCAUUAGCGAGGCUAUGAUUGAUGAGUCCGAGUACCGGGCACGUCAUUUCAGCGUUGGGACAACAUCGUCCAUGGGGCCCCAUCAGAGUGGCGCCGCUCGGAGUCGAGCAAUGCACUCGAGUUUCCAUCGCCAGCCGCGUCAUGCUUCCGGAGGCUCUGAGCCCAUCCCGGCAAGUCGCCCUCAAUCCAGCUCUCCGGCUCCUAUUGCAUCCUCGCCUGAAAGUAGAGGACAGCGAAUGCUGAAACGUUUGUCGUAUCCGCUGGUGUGGAUGGGUGAAAGUCUGACUGCCGAUUCCAAAGAAAACAGUCCCGUCUUGCCCGCCGAUAAAGAUCCUAAUGCCGAGUCUGUGUUUUCUAAAGUCUUUUCCAGUAACCACCCAGAUCAUUCGGUGGAAUUGAGCUGUGACAAUUCGAUGGUGAGCCAAACCACCCCCGAAGAGAGUUUGAUGGUUCCCGACUUUUCCGAGUUUAUCGUUCCGGAUCGAUCCGGUAUUCUGUUGGCCACGGCGGCCGCCAUUGCCAUUGGCACAAUCGACGGGGCGAGGAGAUUAUCAACCGAGAACAGUUUGAAGCUGGACAGCCGUUUGGUGCCCAAUUUGUUCCGGGGCAAGGACCAAGGUCAUCAUCAUCAACAGCAGCACCACCAACACCACCACCACAACAACCCAAUUUCAAGCGGCCAACCACCGGCCGGUGCUCAACCCAAACUCGGUUACAGGAGCAUGGUGUCGGUCGAUGACGUGCCCGAAUUAUUUGCCUCGCUGGAUAUCCUUCGUUCGCCGUACUUCGAACUUAACUUUAUCGAAUUGAUUCCCAAGCCAGCGCAGCCGUGCGAUGCCCCGCCACUCUACUUGCGACUGAGAAUGGGAAAACCGCUGAACCGCAAGGGAGGCAUGACCACGCCCAUCAUGUCGUACGGAAAGAAAAAGAUGAAGCCCGAAUACUGGUUCAGCAUCCCCAGAGACAAGGCGGACAGUUUGUGCCGAUUCUUUUUGCUGUGGUCGCCGGAUGUGUACGGAGAGCCGGGCGAUGCCGACUCGGUGGCUAAACGAGGUUUCGAGCUCAUCACGGAGGAUCUCGAAUGGGAGGAGCCGAGUCCCGUGCGAAGGACGAAACCCGUCAAGAAAGCCAAAGGCCAACUUGGCGGCAAGAGCAAGAGCGGCGAUCACGAUCAAGUCGGCGGCGAAGAUGAGGACGAUCCCCUCGGAGUCACGGCCGAGCUGGCCAAGGAAUCUUGGGAGCGUGCCAAAGCUCCCUAUGUCCGCUUGUUCACCAUUCUAAAGACGCAGGCAACGCUAUUCGAGAGUGACCAGGAUGAGAUCGUUUCUCUGAACGAAGAAGUGCGCAGGGCGUUGUACGGCUCUGAACGUUUGAGCGCACUCGAUCUGGACUCGUACCUGCCCGACUUGAUUGGCCCCACCGAAGUGCUGACUGACGAAUAUCGCAAACAGCUGGCCAAACAUUUGCCAGCUCGCGUCGAAGGUUACCCUUGGUCGCUGGUGUUUAGCACGUCUCAGAAUGGAUUCAGUCUCAACUCGCUGUAUCGUAAAAUGAUCGGCAUCGAUAGUCCCAUUCUGCUGGUGAUAGAGGACACGCAGGGAAAUGUUUUCGGCGCCAUCACGUCGUGCGAAAUUCGCGUCAGCGAAUCAUUUUACGGCACGGGCGAAUCGCUCCUCUUCGUCAUCAACCCCAAAAUGCAAAUUUAUCCGUGGUCGGGCGACAACUCUUAUUUUAUUCAAGGCAACAACGAAAGCUUGGCCAUCGGAGCCGGAGAUGGCCGUUUUGGAUUGUGGUUGGACGGCGACCUGAACCAAGGGCGGACGCAGACGUGUAAAACAUUCGGCAACGAUCCGCUCAGUCCGGAUGAAGACUUUUGGGUCAAGACGCUCGAGUGCUGGGCGUUCAUGUGAAAGGGGCAUUCAUUUGGUUGUUGAUUGUAACUCUUAUAAAAUCUCUCUCUCUCUCUCUAUAUCUAUAUAUCUAUCUUUCUCUCACUCUUUCACACACACUCACACAGAUAUGCAGACACACACCACCAUCCCCACGUAUACACGUCAGUGUAACACACACAUACUCUACUCUUCAAACAAUUCCCUUCCUCUCCCCCCCUCUACCUCCUCCUCCCCGCCCCAUUUCUACCACCUCCCUCGACCUGCAUCAAUUACCCUCUCGCGCCAAAUUAAAUAUCGUAGCUAUAUAUAUUAUAUAUUCUAACCAAUAAUGGAAAUAAAAAGAAUGAAACGAAAAAAAAACAAACCCAAAAAAAAGGAGAAAAAAAAAGCACAUCAAGAUAUUGAUCUUGUAUUGUUGUUCGCUAGUGAGGGUGGGAUCGUUGCGAUUCACUCUGUACGUCAAUUUUUCAAAAACUGUGUGUGUGUUAUAUAAAUAUACAGCUCUAGAUCAGAGCCGCAUCGGCGCCCAACCUGCCCUGCCUGGUGUUUUUUUGUUUUGUUUUUUUCUGUACAGAUCACAUUACUACGUACACAUCUCCUUCCCUCUUUUCCCUCCAUCUCUUUUUCUCUCUUCUCCUCUUCGGUUAAAUUGUCGUCGACGGCCUGAAAAAAAACAAAAGUUUCCGUUUCAACGCAAAUGAAAAACAAAUCCCUACUCCCAUCCUUCCAAUGUUCGUUCAAACAUGUCAUUGUGUUGAUUUACAAAUCCCUUUGCCCAUUAACAUGAUUUGAAGAUAAAAGUUAAAAAUAACAACUCAAAAGCAAACACGGGAUCGACCCCAACCCGAAAAAAAUAAAAAUCCUGCAGCCGAAAAAAAACCACAAAUAUUUGCAACCCCAUCGAAAAUAGUGUUGAACAUUUUUUUUUUAAAUCCUUUCUGUAAUUCAGAAGAGAGUUAAGAGACGAGGAAUUGAACGGUUGUUGUUGGUAUAAUGUUGAUGUCAUUUAAUUGUUUGGUUGCGUAUAUACUAUUCUCUUCUGUAUAAGCAAUACACACACAACAUGGCUUUCACAAUCAAAA